Fusarium fujikuroi IMI 58289 is the source of this 660-nucleotide messenger RNA. RefSeq lists its product as uncharacterized. NCBI's taxonomy places the organism in Eukaryota, Fungi, Ascomycota, Sordariomycetes, Hypocreales, Nectriaceae. The transcript is spliced from 2 exons. The record is from RefSeq and is a predicted model, not a curated record. Bases 1 to 660 code for a protein of 219 amino acids.
AUGGUCAAAUUAGCGCUUCUUAGCUGGCUAGCGGUGGCUGCCCCUGUAUUCUCCGCACCCACCGAUGCUGUUAUCGGCCUUGAUGCGCGAGCCUGCACUACCCCAGCAAACAGCCUCAAAAACCCGGGCUUCGAGUCGAGUGCCUUUACCCCAUGGGUCUUCAAACCCACAUACAUCAAGCUCGGCACCGCGACAGUUGUAAAAUCUGGAUAUAAAAGCGACCAUGCGAUCCAAGCCGCCGGAACGUCCGGCUACAACGACCCGACAAGCUACAACAAACUCUCCCAGACCUUCAAGAUCUGCAAAGCGGCGCGCUUCCAGCUCUCAUGGUCCAUGCUGCUCCCCAAAAAUAGCGUUGGGUACACCGCGCCCAGCAAGCCUGGCUUGUUCGUCGAAGCUAAAGCUCCCGAUGGUCUGUCGUAUCAAAUGGGUUCUUUCAGCUUUGAUACCAAGACUUUCAGUAGCAAUAUAUAUACGCCAAGCUUUAAGGGUACGCAUAAGGUUGAUCAGUGGGCGAACUUUGUUGCGGACUUUCCGAACUCGCAGACUGGGACUUGGACGAUUUCUAUGGAGUGGUAUGUUAUGGGACCUGGGGCGAAGGGGACCAAGACUUCGACGCUGAAGUUUAAGAUGGAUAACUUUGUAGUGAAGCCUAAAUGA